CAGCCCAGGACACUUUCAGACAAAUGCUGGCCGACUUCUCCGACAAGGAGCUUUACCGAGUCACCAGGUUCUACCUCCCGAGGCUGCAAGCCGUGGUAGAGGAUUUUGUGAAACAGUUUGGUUUUGAACUGAGGAGCGAAUGUAUAAUAAGUGAGGACGAGGCUGCGGGAAUAAACCAACUGGUGUGGAGUGAGCGAGAUGGGGAAGCAGCUGAGUUUGCUGUGAAGAUUGUCCUGGAGCAAGGACCCCAUGAGACAAGAGCCAUGUGGGAUAUCUUUGUGAAACUUCAUCCCACCAAACACAAGCUGGGCAAGAUACUGAGGGAGAUCAAAGAAAAGGGAAACACCUUACUCCAUGAAGCAACCUGGAGUGGGAUUGAAUCACAAGUGUCAGACAGUCUGGAACGUAUUCAGUCUCAGCACAAGGAAACUCUUCGAGAACAAAAUAAGACACUGACAGUGAACACAAUCCGAGGCCGGGAGAAGAGAACAACAUUCUCCCUCUCUGCUCGAUACACAAAGUUAAUUCUCAUCUCAUCCCCACGUGAUCAGAGUCUUGUGGAACAUGAGCUGCUGGCGAGAGGCAGAGACCAUGAAGAGUGGCAGAAGAAACACACCAAGAACCAACUCGAGAGAAUCCACAUGAGUCAAUUACUGAGAAGCAGUUUCUGUAAAAACAGCAUGUAUGGCACCUCAGUGGUGGGUGGGGUUGCAGGGAUCGGGAAAACCACCUUGGUGCAGAAGAUGGUUCAUGACUGGGCCACUGGGAAGAUUUAUCCCCAGUUCCACUUUGUCUUUCAUUUUACAUUUCGAGAGUUGAAUGUGAUCAGAGGGAGAAUCAACCUGAGAGACCUGAUCCUGAAUUCCUAUCCUUACCUCUCAUCGGUGAUUGACCAACUGUGGAAGGAACCUGGGAAACUGCUGUUCAUAUUUGAUGGGUUGGAUGAAUUCAAGGAUAGGAUUGAUUUCACAGACACUCAGAGAAACACCGAGGCUCAGUAUCAUUGCUUAGAUCCCCAUUUCUGGUGUGAAGUGAGUGAUAUUGUGCGUUGUCUCGUUCAGCGGAAAGUCCUCCCAGGCUGUUCAGUGCUGAUCACAACCCGACCAACAGCGCUGCAGUCAUUGCUACAGCCUGAGAUAAACCUCUUUGCGGAAAUCCAGGGUUUCUUGGCAGAAGAGAGGAAGGAAUAUUUUCAGAAGUUCUUUGAAGACGUUGAGAUCGCAGUGAUGGCUUUCACAUACGUGGAAGCGAAUCCCAUUCUGUACACCAUGUGCUACAAUCCCUCGUACUGCGGGAUCCUCUGCUCAUCCCUGGAAUGCUUCUUCACCCAGAAAAAGGGCAAAGAGAGACCGUUCCCCAAAACAAUCACACAGCUCUAUGUCAAUCACAUUUACAACAUACUGACAAAUCACGGACGUGAGAUUGAAAAUCCUCGUGAGGUGCUGCGGAAAACUGGAGAAAUGGCCUUGCUGGGGGUGAGGGAGAGGACCAUUGUGUUCAGUAGUCAACAUUUUCGAGCUGUUCAGCUGGAGCCUUGUCAGUUCCUAUCUGGAUUCAUGAUGGAACUUUUGGAGAAAGACAGCUCUGCUCACAAUAUGGUGUACACCUUCCAUCACCUCACCAUCCAGGAGUUUGUAGCUGCUCUGGCUCAGUUCCUGACUCCAUACAUCCUGAUGCCAACCCACACGACACCCCCCAACCUGACUCCGCUGCUGGAUAUAGCUCACAGUGACCGCGACGGUCGCUUCCAGAUCUUCCUGCGAUUCCUCAUUGGCCUAUCAGAUCCUUACACAAAGUCUCUGCUGAAUGAGUUGUUGGGGACACUCUCCUCUGAAACAACCCGUCAAGUUAUAGAUUGGAUCCAGAGAAUAUUCGAAAAUAUAGGAAUUGAGACCAGUAUCAGUGGGAAAUCAGACAAGAAAGGUGAUCUGCUGAACAUAUUGCAUUACCUGUUUGAGUCUCAGAACAAACCCCUGAUGAAAGCUACAAUAGGAACACUGAAGAAAAUAGAUCUCAGUCGAAAUAGACUGAGCCCUGUGGACUGCAUUGUGAUGGCUGCUGACCUGCAGACCUGUGAGAUGGUGGAAGAGAUUGAUCUGGAUUCUUGUUAUAUCCAAACUGAAGGGAUACAGCGCCUGGUGUCGGUCCUGCACAGAUGUAAAUCUCUGAGGUAUGUCUGAUUUUCGCUAUCCGUGCACAUGACAAUGAUUUUCUGAGUUGCUCUUUUAAACUGAUAGUUCUC
Molecule: messenger RNA, 2242 nt
Organism: Callorhinchus milii (elephant shark)
Lineage: Eukaryota; Metazoa; Chordata; Chondrichthyes; Chimaeriformes; Callorhinchidae
Product: NACHT, LRR and PYD domains-containing protein 3-like
Exons: 4
Cellular component (GO): cytoplasm
Source: RefSeq, a predicted model, not a curated record